CCGGUCCCUCCCUCCCUCCGCCCGCCUGCUGGAGUCGCGGCGCCGCUCCAUGAGAGGCUGCAACCCGCUGGCAAUAACAGCGACGGCGCAUGGACUGCAGGACGUGCAAAGCAGAGGACGGGCGCCCGGGGACUGGGAGCAAGGUCCUACAGACAUGUACAUACGGUAACGCUCGUUGGAAACACCGUGCAGAAAAGGAAGCAGGCGAGAUUCCGAACUGUCUUUGGGCGAACGCUGCGAUUCAACGUCUUGUACCCGACGUAACCUGAUUUUGCGACAUUGACGAUGGCUUCCUUUGAGCAUCUUGAUUGGAUACAUGAAUGAUCUCAUCGUCUCAAGCCACAAUUUGAAGGAAAGAAGCAAUGGAAAGUUUGGUUAUCACCAAUUCCUCUGGGGCUGUUGUUCCUACAAUGUCUAUAAGCAGGCUUUUCCCUGCUCUUUUAGAGUGUUUUGGCAUUAUACUUUGUGGGUAUGUUGCUGGUCGAAUGAACAUCAUCAAUUCUACGGAGGCCAAGGGUUUAGGAAACUUUGUGUCCAUGUUUGCACUUCCAGGCCUCCUUUUUCAGAAUAUGGUGGUUUUAGACUUUGCUCACAUCAACUGGAUUUUUGUUUGUAGUAUUCUUGUGGCUAAGGUUGCAGUUUUUAUAACAGUCUGCAUCUUGACUCUGCUGAUAGCAAGUCCAGAAAGUAGAUUUGGCAAAGCUGGACUCUUCCCAAUCUUUGCUACACAGAGUAACGACUUUGCUUUGGGAUAUCCUAUAGUCGAGGCUCUGUACAGGGAUAAAUGCCCAGAAUAUCUUCAGUAUAUUUACCUGCUGGCUCCCAUCUCUCUGCUAUUGUUAAACCCAAUUGGUUUCAUCUUCUGCGAAAUCCAGAAAUGGAAGCAAGAUAUGAACAUUCAACAAAGCAAACUGAAGUCUGUUGCAAUAGUACUGUUCCAGGUUUUUAAAAACCCAAUUGUUUUCAUGGUCAUUAUCGGAAUUUGUGGGAAUUUUAUCUUUCAUCAAAAGAUUCCAAUGAUUAUUGAAGAAUUUCUGGAUGGACUGGCGAGUUCUUUCAGCGGGUCAGCUCUCUUUUAUCUUGGACUUACAAUGGUGGGACAGAUCACAAAGCUGAAAAAAAGUUCAGUUCUUGCAAUUAUUCUUCUGAUCACAGCCAAAUUGUUGGUACUUCCUCUCAUUAGUCGUGAAAUGGUGGAAUUGUUGGACAACGGUAACACUGAGGCUAACUACACCAGUCUCUCGAACUUUGCAUUUCUAUAUGGAGUUUUCCCAACAGCUCCAAGUGUAGCCAUUUAUGCAAGUCAGUACAAUAUGGAAAUUGAAAUUGUGUCUCCAGGGAUGGUGAUAAAUACAUUUGUUUCUGCUCCCAUCAUGUAUGUGUCUGCGUGGCUUUUGACUGUUCCGUCCAUGGAUGCAGAGGUUUUGCAGUCAGCAAUUCAGGAUGUCAGCUUUGAUCUAAGCAUUGUCACCCUGUUUUUUCUGAUCUGGACAGUAGCUGUCAUGCUAUUGAAUAAGAGAUUUAAACAGCUGCCUCAUUUAUAUACUCUCAACUUGCUAAUUGCACAGUGUAUGAUCUGUAUAGGAAUGAUCGUGUGGUAUGUUAUCAUCAAACAAAAUAGUCUUCUUGGUCAAGUUCUGGGAUUCAUUGUGCUGUAUAGUUCACUGUAUAGUGCAUAUGUAUGGACAGGUUUGAUAGCACUAUCGUUAUUUCUGUUGGAGAAAAAUAUUUCUGAGCACAAAGGGUUCUUCAUUGUUGCUGGAUGGGGGAUACCAGCAUUCAUUGUGGGGAUCCUAUUAAUUAUUGGUCAUCCAGAUAUGCAAUCAUUGGGUGAUUCAGCAUUCUUUUAUGGAAAUUAUCAGGUUAUAAGUACGAUGGUGGUAUUACUGUGUAGCAUUAUUCUUGCGGGUUCAUCACUGAUGUUACUCAGUCGAUACAAACAGAAUGUUGCUUAUCAGAGGCUGCAACACCACUCUAUUUCCACGAGCACCAGUGAGGAUUGUAGAGUGAAUGAAAUUCAACCAACAAUUACCAAUGGAACGUCCAUUGCAGAAUUUGCAACAGGAGAAGAAACCUUUGCUGGUCAAAUGGAAAAUCAAGAUGAAUUAUUAUGUUUUACCAACCUGGAUGUUCUGACUGAUGACAGACCCAUGAAUGCAAUGCAACGGGGUGCAGAACAAUGCAUGGCCUUGACACCAGAAGGGGAGUGUUUACGAAGUGCAGAUCCACAGCUCGGCAGGCACGUGCUACUGUGUUUGCUUCUCAUUAUAGGCUUGUUUGCUAAUGUAUCCAGUUGUUUCUGGUUUUUAGUUAACCAAAAACCAGGCCGCCUUUACGUUGAGCUGCAGUUCUUCUGUGUAAUCUUCAAUUUUGCACAGGGUUUUAUUUCCUUUGGCAUAUUUGGGCUUGAUAAGCAUUUAGUCAUUCUCCCGUUUAAGAAAAGGCUUGAAAACCUGUGGUAUGGAAAAGAUCUUGGAGUGCAGACUGAUAAUGCAGCAGCUGAGAACAUAAGGAUGACUUGCCAACAGUUUACUCAGUAUCAUAAAGACCAGUGCAUCAAAGACAUUGCCAAAACAAGGAGUGAUGUAAGACAUGCAGACCAAGUGGAUGAAUAAUUGCUUUGACACAGGUGUGCAGCAGGAACCUCCUCCGACAUUUUCCAGGGCUGUGAUCUGCUGGACUGGUUGAUUCAAGUUGGUCUGGUCCAAGGCCGAAGAGAAGCUAUUAAAUAUGCAAACCGAUUACUAGAGGGUGGCAUAAUUCAAUGCCUUACCAAUGAAUUUCCAUUUCAAGAUGAAUCCCUGUUCUACUGUACGGUGCAGAGGGAUGCACUGUGAUCUGGACUGUCAUUGGAGCUGCUUUGAAUUUAAAGAUGAAAAGCACGGGAACUUUUUCUCAUUGCUGUAGAAAUACAUUACAUUUGUUUUAAAAUCUUAUUAACCAAAGAAUUUGAAAUCCAUUAUUAAAGUUUGUUAAUUUUACCUAACAGCCUUAUUGUUAGAGCAUUAGUGCCCAGGUGAUCUUUUGCCAAGACAAAGAUUAUUCUUUGGGAUCAGGGUGGAAACGUCAUUCAAAAUGUGUUUAGCCAUGGAUUGCACUGAAAUAUUGAGUCAUUUCAUACAUGGAGAAACACAGGUGUUAACGUUAACAUCUGUGUUUGCAGCAAGCGGAACUGAAUGAUGCCACUGUUCUAUCAGAUCCAAAAUGCCUCAACUGUCCAUGUAUCCAUGACUGUGACAUUGAAGACUUGAUAUUGUGCUUUCUUAAUUUUAAAAAACUGCAGCAGAUGUGCUGAAGUACUGAGGGAAACUUUUGCACUUUAUGUUAGAAGGUGCACUUUUAACUUUGAAUGCAUGUAAUCAUCAGCAUGAAAUGCAGAAUAAUUAUAUUUGUCAAAUGUAUUCUAUUGUUUAACACUGGUCAUAGCUCAAGGCAGAAUCUGCUGCAUUUAUAAAUAGGUUGUUAAACCUAUUUCGUUUAACUUCAGUUUUAAUUUACAUUUUAAUUUAAAAAUAUUAAAAUGUUCUUUUUGGAAUGUUU
Messenger RNA from Amblyraja radiata (thorny skate), 3540 nucleotides. RefSeq names its product integral membrane protein GPR155. The transcript is spliced from 16 exons. NCBI's taxonomy places the organism in Eukaryota, Metazoa, Chordata, Chondrichthyes, Rajiformes, Rajidae. Gene Ontology annotation, cellular component: membrane. Bases 363 to 2615 code for a protein of 750 amino acids. Gene Ontology annotation, biological process: intracellular signal transduction; negative regulation of BMP signaling pathway; transmembrane transport. The record is from RefSeq and is a predicted model, not a curated record.